AUGAAGCGUACCAGCUCGAUUGGCGGCUAUCAGAACCCUCCUUACACCUCGCAACACACGCGCUCAACGUCGCUACUCAACUCUCUAGGCCGGCCACAGCAACCCAACUUUCAGCGCUCGUCGUCCGGGGGCGGUAAUUUUGGGCAGGAUGCGGGCCUCUCAUCCGUCAGACGAUCCGUCUCCAGCAAUCUCUUCCAAAAUGCAAAUGCCGGUCGCCUGAGCUAUGCGCCUGGCUCAUUUCCCACGAACUCGUCAUCGCAACAGAACCUACAGCGCAGGAGUAGCGUAUUUUCCCGCCCUUCAAUGGCUGGAGGCCCGAUGACGCAUCAAUCCUUCUUCACACAAGGACCUGUUCCAGCAGGUGUACCGAAAGACCCAAGACCCCUCAAAGAUCGUGCGUUCCAGGCGCGGAUAAGCCAGGAGCUCUUGGAAUACCUUACUCAUAACAAUUUCGAGUUGGAAAUGAAGCACUCUUUGGGCCAAAAUUCUAUGAAGUCGCCAACGCAGAAAGACUUUACGUACAUUUUUCAAUGGCUUUACCAUCGCAUCGACCCAGGCUACAAGUUUCAGAAAAGCAUUGAAGCCGAGGUGCCACCGAUUCUGAAGCAGCUGCGCUACCCUUAUGAGAGGAGCAUCACCAAGUCUCAAAUCGCCGCGGUUGGGGGUCAAAGUUGGUCUACGUUUCUUGGAAUGCUUCAUUGGAUUAUGCAACUCGCGCAGAUGUUGGACCGUUUUGCCAUUGGUGAAUACGAUGAUGCCUGUGGUGAAGUUGGCGUCGAUGUCUCAGGCGAUCGUAUUAUCUUUCGGUUCUUAACAGGGGCUUAUCACGACUGGCUACAAGGAGGUGAGGACGAAGAUGAAGAAAUCGCUGAAAAACGCCUUGUUCCUCAUGUCGAAGCAAUGGCAGUUGAGUUUGAGCGCUCAAAUGAAAAAUAUGUCCAGGAGAUGCAAGACUUGGAGGCCGAAAAUCGCGCCCUUCGCGAUCAACUUGAGGAACUAGAGAAAAACGCUCCGGACAUGGCGAAACUCGACAAACUAUUCCGAAUCCUUGAGGAUGACAAGCGCAAGUUCGAAGAUUACAAUUCAAAUGUGCAGGGGAAGAUCGACAAGUACAACAACCGCAUCCAGUUUCUUGAGGAAGAAAACAACAAAGCCGAAAUCGACUUGCAGACGGCAGAAGACGAGCGUUCUAGUUUGCAGGCGAGCGUUGACAGCCAGGGCAUCACUAUACAGGAUAUUGACCGAAUGAAUACUGAACGUGAACGGCUACAGCGAAGCCUUGAAGACACUGCAGGACGGCUCGAUGAAACUCAUGGUCGUUUAAUGGAGAAGGAGGCUGAAGCGAAUCAAAAACUUGAAGAUCUGGAGCAGGUGGUGAAAAUCUACAAUACCCUUGGCUACCAAAUAAGUCUGAUACCAUCUACGGCCGUUAAUGCCAAAGGGGACGAUUACGAAAUUCGCCUCAAUAUGAAUGAGGCUAGCUUCUCUUCUUCACAACUCGGUGGCUCACAAAAUAGAAACUCUCCGGAGGGAUAUCGUCUUCUAGCAGACGCAAAUACCGGGUAUCAACCCGUGAACCUGCUAAAGCUUGAUCUCAGAGGCGUUGUACGCGCGAACCUCGUGUCGCUUAGAAAGGAGGUCAACGAGCGACGGAAGAAUGCCGCAGAAAAAGAUAUCUCUGACCGCGAUCUCCUUAACGAAAUCAAGGAGGCCAUGGAUGAGAAACGAAGUGAAAUCGAAGCACUUGAGCACAGACGACGUGCAGCCGAAGAGGAGUUUGAGCGCACCAAGGAAAUAACAACAACGCAAAAGGUCCAGUCGGAUGCCCAGAUAGAGAAAAUGGAAAAGGAACUGGCAAAGAUGCGGGCCUCCCUGAUUGAAAGCGUCCAGAUUAUGGAACAAAGGGAGAUGAACACCGAUGUUGAAUACGAGCAACUUACAUUGCGCGCCAACCAGCUUCGCGAAGAGCUUCAUACCGGAGUCGAGAGCAUGCUGAACGAUAUAAUCCGCUUCAAAGUCCAUGUCCAAAAGGGCUUGGAAGACUACGAAAGUUUCGUGGUAGACGAGGUUGAGCAGGAAUUGGGUGGCGAAAUACCGUCGACGGAAGACAUGGAAAUGGCUGAAGCAGACUACUAG
Talaromyces rugulosus is the source of this 2136-nucleotide messenger RNA. RefSeq lists its product as uncharacterized. The transcript has a single exon. NCBI's taxonomy places the organism in Eukaryota, Fungi, Ascomycota, Eurotiomycetes, Eurotiales, Trichocomaceae. Gene Ontology annotation, cellular component: Ndc80 complex. Gene Ontology annotation, biological process: attachment of mitotic spindle microtubules to kinetochore. The coding region runs from base 1 to 2136 and encodes 711 amino acids. The record is from RefSeq and is a predicted model, not a curated record.